Alosa alosa (allis shad) is the source of this 4940-nucleotide messenger RNA. RefSeq names its product helicase (DNA) B (gene helb). The transcript is spliced from 14 exons. The record is from RefSeq and is a predicted model, not a curated record. Lineage: Eukaryota; Metazoa; Chordata; Actinopteri; Clupeiformes; Clupeidae. Bases 188 to 4240 code for a protein of 1350 amino acids.
UGUAUAUUAUGUCUAUGCUUUUAACCAUAGACACUCGUUUCAUGAACCGGAACUUCCUACACUACUGUCAACUCGACUGUUAUUUUUGGAAAGGCGGCGGGAAGAAUUUAAACUGCUACAUACUAACAUUGACUGCUGUCAGAGUGGGGGGCGUUUUGCCCUCUAUGGUUUCCCCCCAUAGCCUACGAUGUCAGCUGUAACCUCGUCGCCGCGUGGCAGAGUUUUAGUUGGCUAUAUCUUACCACCGAGGGAAGAGGCGCAAAGAAACCAAGAUGAGGGCUCGGACUCUGAAGAUGACGAGGAGGAGGAAGACCCAGAGUUUCUGGACAUGGUUGAAAUGGAAAGUUUGUCUGCUGGAGGGCGCAUGUUUCAGUCAUCAGUGUCACCACGACUAGAGGUUGACUUCCAGAUCUUGGGCUCCACUCAGACUCUGCGGCUCGAGGGCCGAUUCCCGCUCACAAACCCCUGGUGGCAGAUCACCUGUCGCGUGGGGCAUCUGAGGAACGGCCGGGCGGUCGUCCAGGGCUUCCCUUCGUAUGCCCUUCGCAGUGACCUGAAGGGUGAAGCCAGCCGCUUCGUCGCGUCCCUGUUUCUGAAAGCAUGCGGUGUGUCCCCAGAGCACAGAACGCAGUUCAUGAAUUGGCUGCCAGAGGACACAGAGGUUGGGCUCCAUACCCUGCCUGAACUCCUGGAGGAGUUUGAGGAUGUGGAGCAAUGCAAGACAGCUGCAGACCACAUGAAGAAACUGGUAUCCAAAUCAGUUGCAGGUGUGUGUGUGCGCGUGGCCACCCGGUACCCGCAGGUCAUGAUGCACCUGCCCACUCUGCUGCCCCGCCAGUUCAAGGAGCUCCUGGGGAUGGGCAAGAAGAAGGACCAUGACGCCCUGCAGGACAGUGCUGAGGCGGGGCAGGCAGAGGACCUGCUGGACCGUCUGGAAGUGAUCAUCAAGACACAAGUGUGGAAGCUGGGCUUCAGCUAUGUGAGCCUCGUCUGGGGCCUUGCGGCCCCUGUUCGGGGCAUUCCGGAGCUGCAGCGGCACGCGCUGCAGGUGUACGCUCAGCUCAAGCACCAGUGCCAGCUGUCCGGGAGCACCUACGUGGAACUGCGCGGCCUGGAGGAGCUCCUCUGCUCCGAGCUGUCCGAGCUGUCCGUGUGGGCGGCCGUGCGUUUCAUGAAGGAGCAGGGCGUGGUCGUGCUGGAGCGCCAGAGGGUAGCGCUGCGGAACCUGCACACCUACGAGACAGGCAUCAGCGAGCGGCUGGCGCGGUUGACGGGCGGCGCGGACGAGGGGGUGCCGAAGCCCUGGCGCAUCGACUUGGACGUCCGGCGGGUGCUGAGGGAGGCCCAGGAGGAGAGGCAGAGGGCACGGGCCGAGGCAGGUCGAAACACACCUGACGAGCAGACCAACGGGGCAGGUGCCCCGGCGCACGAUGUGGAGGCGAUAUCGGAAACAUCCCAAGAUGCAACAGGGGUCGCCAGGGACAGACCAAGCGAUGACCUGAUGUGUGGCCAUGGGGAGAGGUCCACUACACAAGCCAUCCACUCAAAUGGAGGCUCGUCAUGGGACGACUUGAACUUUGACCUUAAACUCUCCAUCCCAAGGCAGGAGGUUCCUCCCAGUCCUGAGGAACCGAACCGCGACCCGCCCGUGGAGAUCGAACUGGACCCGGACCAGGUGCGGGCUGCCCAGAUGAUCUGCUCCAACCCGGUGACGGUGAUCAGCGGCAAGGGUGGCUGCGGCAAGACCACGGUGGUCAGCCUGGUGUUCAAAGCCGCCAUGCAGCAGCGCGACCGCGACAUGGAGGAGGUCCUCAAGGCCUGCGAGGACUUCCAAAAAGACUCUGGCCCCUCACUACCCGAGGACGAGGCCGCCACCCAGGUGGGUGAGGAGAGCAAACAGGAAGAGGAAAAGAAGAAGAAAGAGGAGGAGGAGGAGGAGGAGGAGAAGCUGCAGGUGCUGCUGACCGCACCCACGGGCAGAGCAGCUGGACUGCUGACCAAGAGGACGGGCUUCACUGCGUACACCAUGCACCAGGUGCUGUUUAGCUAUAUGAACUGGACGAGGGUGAAGGACAGGGCUAAGAACAAGGGCCAGGAGAAGGGGGAGGUGUCGCGGUGGAAGUUCCGGCGGGUACGGGCGCUGGUGGUGGACGAGGGCAGUCUGGUGUCGGUGCAGAUCCUCCACUCACUGCUGGCCAUCCUCACAAGUGAGGCCCAGCUGCAGAAGUUCGUCCUGCUCGGUGAUGUGCGUCAGCUGCCCAGCAUUGAGCCUGGAAACGCACUGUAUGACCUGUUCCACAGCCUGCACAGAGUCCACUGGUCCAUUGAGAUGAGAACCAACCACCGGGCCGAGUCGAAGCUGAUAGUGGAAAACGCUGGACAUAUUGCAGACAUGGGUCAGAAGCGAACGUACUACCCUCUGAACUUUGAUGCCGUAGUGGAUAUGAAUUGUUCCCCUGAAGUGCCUGGCGAUGACAGGAGGUUCAUCUACGUGCGGGUGUCUCAGGACGACCUUGCUCUACACGAUGCAAUUUCACUUUUGCUUCGACGAGCUGCUGGACUUCAAGACCAUAAAAUCUCCCAGUUCAUCGCUUUCAGGAGGGCCGACUGUGCUCUGAUCAAUGAGCUUUGUUGCCAGCAUUAUGGGAGGCAUGCAACCAAAAACCACAAGAACAAGAUGGACUUCCGUAUUGGGGACAAAAUCUGCUGCACGAGGAACAACUAUAUCACUGACUGGAGCCAUGAGCGUGGGCAGCAGCCAGCGUUGCCGCCACCGACCACGGAGCAGCAGCUGGCUCUCGCCGCGCCAACUCAGCCGGGCGGCUGCCCUCUCCCCUCUGACCCUCUGGAAAGCACCAGCGACAAGCUGACUCAGCAGACCGGAAGGAGGAAGGAGGUGGAAGAGAAGGAACCAGUGAAGGAACGCCUGUGCAAUGGAGAGAUCUUCUACAUCACAGAGGAUGUGACGGUGGAGGAGGGUGGCCGGCGGAGGAGGCGGUACUUGACGCUGGAUGAUGGGCAGGGGAGGGUGCUGUGUGUUCUCUUCAGGGAGCUGCAAAAACUGUGCAGGAUACAGCAUGCCUGGGCACGGACCAUACACACCUUCCAGGGUUCCGAGGCGGAGACCAUUGUGUACGUGGUUGGCAGUGGAGUGGCUCAGGACUGGAGGCAUGUUUACACGGCAGUCACGCGGGGCCAGAAGCGCGUUUAUGUCGUCUCCAAGGACGCCGACUUCGAGAAGGCCAUCAGAGGACACGUGAGAAAGAGCAACACCAGACUCGGCCAGCUGGUCAGAGAGCUGGUGGCCGAACAGCAGUCAGGACAGGAGGAUCCGUUGAAUCAGUCCAGCUUCACGCAGCCCUGCGCGGGCACCCCCUCUAGGCAAGCCCCAGGCUUUGGGCCUCCUCAGGCCUCCCAAGUGCCAAACCAGACCCCAGGACCCUCCUCAACAUGUAAAGACCUCCAGGAGGAGGAUGCCUGUCUGCAGGAUGAUCUCAAUUUCAGUCAGGCGUAUAACUGGUGCUCACCUAUGGAGUGUGCCGAAAACCACGCCAACGUGCCGUGUGCACCUCCUGCCAUGUCGGCUGUUGCCAAGGAGGAGAACCCUUGGAAGGUGCUCAGUGAUCCACCACAAAGUCCGCUCGGCAUCAAACGAGCCAGUGGCUAUCAGGGCUGGAACACUCCUCUUAAACAGCCCAGGGCGGCGUCUGCAGACAGCCCUACUGUUGCCUCGAGUCUCGGACUGCUCACGCUAAGCUCCCCCAACCCUGCUGCCCCUGUGGUGAAACACCUCUUCCCUAGAGAGGCCGGAGAGAACAAGAUCACACUCAGUCCAGUCAUUAAAUUCAGGGCCAGAGUAGGGCUGUUAGAGAGGUUUGCUGCUGUGGACUCAAGAAGGAUGGAGGGGGGUGGAGAUGCAGGAGACAGGCCCAGCAGUGGCCACCCUCGGGAGGCUUCUCCUUUCAGGAGAGCCCCAGGCUCUGUGUCGGGCCAGGAGACAUCCAACUCCCAGGUGCCUCUUGCCAUGGUAAAAUACCCAGAAUUAUCCACCGGACCGUGUGAGGACACAUUAACCGCAAGUGAGACUUGCCUACAGGAAGAUCUCGCUUUCACACAGGAAUAUAGCUGGCCACCUAUGAGCGGUGAUGAUGACACAUCAGCAGUGCCUCAUGGGAGUCCUGCGGAAGUUGAGCUCUCCCAAGAGACAGAUUUUUUACAGAAAGCGUUCGGCUUAAAAUGAAGAGGUCCUGUCCACUGCACAGAGACCUGUAGAAGGACAGGCAUCAUCUCCAAGUGUCCAGUCUUUUGGUCAGAUGUUGUCAUCUCGGCACUCCCCCAGCCAUUGAUACCAGACAUUUCCCUGACCAUGACUGGAUCUGUGUGGUGACUGUCCAAAGUGUCUUCCUCUCAUCUGAGUAACACUAAAGGAUGUCCAGCAUUAGCAAUGCCACUCGGUGUCACUCAUGAAGGGUGAUUCUCAGAUGUUCAUCAUAAGUUAAUCAUGAAUUAGUGGUUCUCCAAAGAAUUUUGUAAAACAAAAAAAGCAGUACACAUUUUCGUUUCUGAGGUUCCAGAUUCUACAAUUAAUACAUGUAAUUGAUAGUUAAGUAGAGAUGGCCUCACAGAUUUUCAUCCUGUAUUUUAAGGAUACACUUUUUUUUCUUUCUUUUUUUUGUAUUAAUUAACUAGUUUGUUUCCACUGUGAAUUUAUUCUGAGUAAAGGUUUGGAAUAUUCUCUUUUACAAGUUGACAUUUAGCAUUUUUACAUUUACAGUUAUUCAUUUGGCAGAGGCAUUUAUCCAAAGUGACUUACAGCAAUAGCAUAACAUGUAAGCUAUUAACAAUUAAGCUACAGAGCUACAGCAAUAAAAUAAGAUAUAGUAUAAGUGUAUAUAUAUUCUUUUGAUCCCAUGAGGGAAAUUUGGUCUCUGCAUUUAUCC